Messenger RNA from Musa acuminata AAA Group (dessert banana), 914 nucleotides. Its product is annotated as proteasome subunit beta type-2-B-like. Gene Ontology annotation, biological process: proteasomal protein catabolic process. Lineage: Eukaryota; Viridiplantae; Streptophyta; Magnoliopsida; Zingiberales; Musaceae. The coding region runs from base 59 to 673 and encodes 204 amino acids. The record is from RefSeq and is a predicted model, not a curated record. Gene Ontology annotation, cellular component: nucleus; proteasome core complex; proteasome core complex, beta-subunit complex. The transcript has 3 exons.
CUUCGCCUCCUCUUUCACCGACUACGGAGAGAGAGAGGGAGAGAGAGAUCGAGAAGAAAUGGAGUGCGUGUUCGGGCUGGUAGGCGACGGCUUCGCGUUGGUGGCGGCGGACACUUCCGCGGUUCACAGCAUCCUCGUCCACAAGUCCAACGAGGACAAGGUCAUGAUCCUCGACUCCCAUAAGCUCCUCGGCGCCUCCGGCGAGGCCGGCGACCGGGUGCAGUUCACCGAGUACAUCCAGAAGAACGUCCACCUCUACGAGUUCCGGAAUGGCAUCCCGCUUACCACCGCCGCCACUGCCAACUUCACCCGCGGCGAGCUUGCCAUCGCCCUCCGCAAGAAUCCAUAUUUUGUUAAUAUUUUGCUGGCUGGAUAUGACAAGAAUAUUGGCCCAUCUCUCUACUAUAUCGAUUACAUUGCUACUCUCCACAAAGUUGACAAGGGCGCAUUUGGUUAUGGAUCCUAUUUUACAUUAUCGAUGAUGGACCGACAUUACAAGAGCGGGAUGUCAUUAGAGGAAGCUAUUGACUUAGUUGACAAGUGUAUCAUUGAAAUCCGAUCCAGACUGGUUGUUGCUCCUCCAAACUUUGUGAUCAAGAUUGUCGACAAGGAUGGAGCUAGAGAAUAUGCUUGGCGUGAAUCAAUCAAAGAUGCAGGUGUUUCUGCAGCCUGAGAUGGUUACUAUGUUUCCUCAAGCAGGUUAACCCACCUGGACUAUAUGGCUGAUGAGAUCGUGUACGCCAAUUUGUGGUCCGGACAUGAUUUGAUGUGGUGUUAGUUUUAAAUGCUCUUCUCCUUUUUGUGUUCAUCAAACUCGUACUUUUUCACAAUCGCAAAUCCAUACUAUCUUGAAACAAGGGCGAGUUAUUUGCGACAGAAAGUAUUUUAGUCAAAGUAAUUUGCUUAUUUGCUUA